GACAGUACCUCCUUAAAAACGGGCGAACCGUCGUUACGGUUACGUUUUGUUCACUCUCUUCAAUUCGGUUCUUUGAAUCGUUACUUAUUUCUCUGUAUUGCUACUGUCUCUGAGUAGUGUGUAAUUGUGGUCUUUUUAGUAUUGACGGUAUUUUUUUUUUUGCCGUCCGUCCGGCCGAACUAUUUUAACGUAACCGAAUUAAACAUUCCAUCACAACAAUCUAUUCGCGCUGUUGUAUAAGGUAAGACUUUUUCGAUUCUGAGUGUUGUGCCGGCGUCAAAAUACACUACGACCAUGUGCUUUUGCCUACUAUUUGGUUGUCUAUUUAAUGGUUCUAUUAUUUGAUUAACCCGUUCUCAGCUAUUGUGAAAUCGAUCUUACUUUCAAUUAUUAAUUUAUUAAAUUGCGUCGCAAUUAAUUUCACCGACUAAACGACACGCAAUAGGUUCGCAUGGUGAUAAGAGGUUAGGUAGGCGCAUGGCUUGUCAAUUUGCGCCUCGACAGUUAUGAGUGCGAAUUGCCAAACUUGCCUCGUCGCUUUGACGAAAGAUUCAAUUUAAAAACCAGUUCGUUUUUUUGAAACUUUCUAUUCUGUAUGAUUAUUUUAAAAUUGAAAAUUAAAGUUUAUGAUUUUUGAAUAUAUUUUUUCAGAUAUUUUUCAUACAUGAGCAUUUUGUUGUUUGAUAUUUUAGAUUCAUUUUGCAUUUUAAUAAUUAUUUUUAUUUUCAAAUAAGUUGAUUGUUAGUUAUUAUAAUUGCAUAUAAAAUCCUGUAAUGAUAUUAUAUCGUCAAUUGAGUGACUAAAUUAUUUAGCAAAGUUUGUAACUGAGAAUGGAUAGAAAUGUGUGAUUUUUUACAUGGUACUUUGUAACCUUGUUAAAAAAAACAUUAGUUUAUUCAUUUAAAUUGAUAGAUAUAAUGUUGUGUUAACAGAAUGUCUGCAGAAAUGGAUAACGCUGAUUCUUCGUCAUCUUGUUCAGAUAAUAUGGAACAUGAUUCUCCACAUCCAUUUAAGUCUGGAUUAAGAGGAGAUGGAGAAAAUAUAAUUCCAGUAAGAAAUAUUUGGUUUUAAAUGGUUGUAUAAUUAUUAAUCCCGCUUGUUUACUAUAAUACUAAGAAAAUUUUUAAUUAUUUAAAUGUAGAAAAAUGAUCUACUAGUUUUUACUUGGUAGCUUUUUAAUAAUUCAUAUUAGUAUUAUUAACUUCGGGCUGUUCUGACAAUCUCCUGUUAAGUGCCGGUUAUGGUGAUCCGUUUUUACAACCUUCAAUUAACAAUUGUAUAACUAACCGGUAGUUUUACUGACAGUGAUUCCUAAAACAACCGCCCAUGACUAAAUUUUAUUGUUCUACACAUGCUCAAUUCUUAAAUUACUUAUAAUCAAACUGCAGUUAUAUAUUGCUAUUUUCAUAAUUCUAGCAAAAAAGUAGAAACAACAAAAACCUAUAUUUUAUACAGAUGAUAAACUCAUAAAACUCAAAAUUAGUAGUAACACUAAUCAUAAGAAUUAUUAAUAAGUGCUUAUUCUUAUUGAUAAUCUGACAGAUUUUAGCUUAACCAUUCUGUGGUUAUAAAUCCGACUGUAAAAUCUGUAAACUGAGACUCCUUAACUGACAUGUGACAACCAACUGUCAGUUAAAUUUCAGUAUAACUGUUGUUAAGCACUAACCAACACUUAACUGGACAUUGUAAGAACAAGCCUUAAUAUCUUCUUUAUAAUAACUAUGCUCUGUUCCUAAUAAGAGAGAGCAUGUCUUUGGUGCAUACAAUAUUCAAAUGAGUUGCAAAACAAUGUUUAGACCCCUUUGCAAUGUUUAAUCAUUUUAUGAUUGAUCAGCUAAAAUUAUAAUAUCUAACAAUGUACGUUUAAGUAUCCUUUUAAGAUUAUAGCAAUUAAUAUAAAUUUAGAUUUUUUAAAUAUUUUUUGUUUGGGGGGGGGGGGAAUUGAUCCCAAACACCACUUUUACUUAUAAUUGACCUAUACUCGAAACUUAAAGACUAUAUCACAGAAUGUAUAGUAGCAAAAACUAUUAAAAGUGGUUAUUGGUGAUGUAUACAUUACCAGUAUUCAUCCACCCGCCAUGUGUGCUCUUAUUUAGAAUCUAAUCUAAGUAUAUAAUUUAUUUUUUUUUGUUAUUUUGAGAAUUUUUUUUAAGAUUAUGGAUAAUUUAGUACAUUUUUUAAAUUGCGAGAAAAAUAGAUUAAUUUAAAUAAAUGGAUACCUGUGAAUAAUAUUUAAUAAAAAAAUAUGUGCACUACUAAUAUUAAAUUGAUGUGCUUACUUUUUAAGAAUACAUUGGAUAACAUGUUGGCCGUCUUAUGUGUAUCUUUUAUUGGUACAUCUAUUUUAAAUAAUAUUGAGUACAACGUUUUUCUUAGUUUUACAAGAAUAUUUACAUAAUAUUUCUGUAUUUUGCAAAUAAAAGUGUAGACAUAAUUUCUAUUAUGUCCAUAUAAAUUAUAAAAUUUUAAGUUACCUUUAAAAAAAAAAAUAAAAAAUUAUUAGCUCUUAACCUCAUAAUUUAUGUUUAAUCAAAUACAUACUAUAGAUGAAUAGAGGAAGUUUGUUGCGUAUUUUUCAUAGACCCUGUUUUCUAUUUCGUACUAUUUCUUUAACAGUAUAUUAUAGUUGGGGUUUUUAGAUUCCAAGUGUAGCAGGGAACUAUUAUUCGUUUUACAAUGCUGUUUAUUGUUUUUUCUUUGUUCUAGUCUGGAUAUUAAAGUGAGCAGAAAGUUUAAACAGUAGUGAUAAAACUAAAAGCAUGUCAAAAUUGUUUUUAUUUUACACGCUAAAAAAUUUGCUUGUAAAACUAGACACGAGACAAAAACAAUUAUAAAAGGUAUAAAAUUGUGAAUUUCUCGCUAAGUUUGAACUUGUCUUUAUCAUCUACCUAUAGACAAUUUAAACAUUGUAUUUCUUGUAGUAAGGCUUAAAGAGCAUAUAGCAACUAAUUGACAUUUUUUUUUUUUUUUUUAGCUCUGUCACCAGCAAUAUUCUAUAGUGCUUAUCAUAUUUCUAUCUAAUUAUUAUUCUUAAGUUUAUUAAGUACUUAUAAUUAUGCCAGUAUGGGUCAAAGUUAACCAUAACAAAAUAGAUAGGUAUGUCAGCAACAUCUAUACCAUCUAGUUCUCUUUUUAUUGGUUGAAUAUAUUCAUUUUUUCAUAAAACUGUACUGGGCGUGGUGCACUAGAUAAGAUAAAAAAAAUGUACUAAUCAUUCUUAUGUACUCCAUCAUGUUUAUAUUAACGGAUAUAAUUGAACUGUACCCAAAUAACUAGUUUUAUAAAGUUAUAAAUAUUUUAGUAGUAUUCUUAAUUUAGUAAUAGUUAUUAAUAAUUAUUUUAUACAAAUAUAGUACUUUAAACUUAUUUGAAGAAAUUAAAAUGUCAAUCAUUAUAAAAUAAUCUUAAUCACAUUUACUAAUGUAAUUUACUUAUUUCUGUACUUUUUAAUCUAUUUAUUUUAACAUUUGAAUCUAUAUUUUUAGAAUCUUCCACCUAUAGUAAAAAAACGUGUAAAAGCAUUGAAGAAACUACUUGUUUCACAGACCGAUAUUGAUACCAAAUUUUAUACUGAGCUUCAUGCACUUGAGUGCAAAUAUCAUAAAGAAUAUGUGGAGUUUUAUAAUAAGGUAUUUAUUUUACAUUUUUUAGUUUUAUUAUUUUAAUUUUAAAUGUUUAAUUGUUUAGCGAAGUGAAAUUGUUCAAGGAAACUAUGAACCUACUGAAGAAGAAUGUGAUUAUCCUUCAGAUGAAGAUGAUGAACUUAAGGACCUCUCUGCUGAUAUGGACGACAAAGUAAAAGUUGAAGGCUUUAAACCGUAAGUGCAUUUAUAACAUAAGUAUAUCAAUGAGAUAUCUAUUUUUUUUUUUAUCUGUUGACUUUCUUUUUUGUGCUGUUAAUCUAAAAUUAUAUAUUAUUAUUUUUAAGUUUUUUCAAUUUAAAUUGAUAAUUUGUGAUUGUACCUAGUUUUAUAUUUAACCUAUAGUAUUUGUAGCUAUCAUUUUAAAAUUUUGGGUUAAAAUGUUUUUUUAUGAGGGGAAAGAAGUAUAAUAGACUAAAUAAAAUAAAAUUUCUCUAUAUUUUCUUCAGAUUUCAUUUUUGAAAAAGAAGAAACAAGAAAAUGGUUAGGGAUAAAACUAAUAUUUUAUUCUAUAGUUCUAUUCUAAUGACUUACUAAUUUUACAUUUUUUUAUAAAUAGAGCUGCUAUAAUAGAUGCUAGCGAAAUAAAAGGCAUUCCAGACUUCUGGUUAACCAUUUUGAAGAACACAAGUUUAAUUAGUGACAUGAUACAACCUCACGAUGAACCUAUUCUUAGUCAUUUAACAGAUAUCAAAGUUUUUUUGUUGGAAGAGCCAAUGGUAAUAUUUUAUUAAAUUAAUUAAUUUGAUUUGUUUUCAUAUUAUUAAUUAUUCAAUUUUUUUAUUUUUAGGGUUUUGCUUUGGAAUUUCAUUUUUCUCCUAAUGAAUGGUUCACCAACUCUGUAUUAACAAAGGAGUAUGAAAUGAAGUGUGUUCCUGAUAAAAAUAAUCCUUUGAGUUUUGAAGGACCUGAAAUUUUUAAGUGCAAAGUAUGUUGGUUUUUUAUGAUUUUUAAAUGAAAGUUUAUUGAUAUAAUACAAUAUAAUUUAUUAUUUAGGGCUGUACAAUUCAGUGGAAUAAAAAUAAGAAUGUCACAGUAAAGUUGGUUAAAAAGAAGCAAAAACAUAAGGUUAAGGGAGCUGUACGAUUUGUUAACAAGACUGUUCAAAAUGUGUCAUUCUUUCAUUUCUUCAGCCCACCUGUUGGUAAGAAUACAUGUAUUUAUAUUAUUUUUCUAAAAAACAAUUAAAUCAUUUUUAAAUUCUAUAUAGUGGUGUUGUAUCAUUACAUUUCCAUUUAAUGAAUACCGAGUUUAAUAUUAAUUAUAUCAAUGUGGUUUUUGAUGUAUUUUGAAUAAUUAUGAAAAGCAUUUAAGUAAAUAAUUGACAAAAACAUAAUUUAAGUUUUUGUCUUCACAUAGUGCUAAUAAUAACAGGCUUAUCACAACUACCACUAUAACAAAAAGUGUAAUUGUGGCUUUAAAUGGAGCCUAUAAUAUAUUUUUUAAAUUAUAAUUUUAUCUUAAAUUUUUGGUUUAUUUUAUCAAUCAAUAUUCAUAUAGUAAAGCUCAUUCAAUUAUGCCCUUUAAGGGACUCUUUAGUGUGUCUUCAGAGGGAAAGGCAAGAUUUGAAAAAAAAACUAAUUUGAAAUAUCAAGUUUAUUUUUGCCAUUAUAUUUAAUUACAAAAGAAAUACAUUUAUACAUACAUAUUGUUAUCAUUUUUCAAUUAUAUUGUCAUAUGCAAAAAAAAAUCUAUAUAUUAAAAAAUAUUAUUUAUUUUUGUUUGCUAAAAAUUGACAAUGCCUUUCAGCAUGGAAGUUUUCUUUUGAUUGUGUGUACAUUUGCCUAUAAACUGCACUACAUUAUGCCUAGUUAGUUCAUUGGAUUAAUGAUCAAAUUUGAAUCUUUGAUUACAUCUCUGUGUUGUAUGGAAGACAAUUAAGUUAUGGUUAGUUAAUCAUGACUAAUGAUGUGGUUGUUUUCAUAUGAUUUCAUUUUAUUGUAUUACAGUCUGCUCAUUCAUGUGAUUACAUUCUGUCUUAUCACCAAUUGUAUUAUCAUUUUACCGAAAUAAUUAUUAUUGUCUGUUUUUGUGUUUGGUUUUUUAUUAUUUUAGAUAUUUAAAUUUAAAUUUUCUUUGAUCUAAAUUGACAAAGCCUACUGACUUAUUAUUUUUACGGCAUUUUGAGUUUAUAUCACAGAAAAACUUAGAACCAAAAAUACCACAGUACAUGAAUUAAUACAGUCGUGGAUCAUAAUGUAACAAAUGUAUUUUUUUGGAAUUGAAUUCUAUCAACAAAUUCAUCAUCUUUCCACUAUGUUCAGUUUGAGGUCAGAAUAUUUUUUGUCACAUUGGAAAAGCAACUAAAACUGCUAAGUUUUUAAUUUCUCAUCCUCAAAAUCUGAAUGUAAAGUCAAAGUUACAGUACAUAUUUAAUAUUUUUUUAAAUUAACAAGAAUUUGAUUUUUGAAAAAAAUAAAUAAUUAAGUAAAUUGAUCUCUGAUGGUUGAUCAAUUUAAAAGACAUUUAAUCGAAGAUUAAAAAGUUAACUGGUGCAGUACUACAGGACAAUAGUCUUAAUCAUUGAUCACAGUAUAACCGAGCACUGUGCAACUAUCCCCAAACCUCAUAAUGUGAUUAAAAGAGUAUAAAUUAUGUUUAUAAUAUUACACAAUUACUAAAAUUUAUUGUCGUCAGCUGAACAAAAGAGUGUCUUAUCAAGUGAUUUUUUAUAUUGACUAGUUUAGAAUAUUUUAUUAAUAGACCGACAGAAAACAGUGACUUAGGAGUUUUACUCUAUAUAAUGUGGUAUAAUAAAGCAACAAAAUAAUAUUAUCUUUUAAUGUUUUGUGUUAACACAGUGCUAAUAUUAACUGGUUUAUUACAACUACCUCUUUUAAAUAAUUUUAUAAUUUUAUUGAUAUACUAUUCUUUGUUAAUCGAUUUACUUAUUGCAAUAAUAAAUAUAUUAUGUUUUAUUUUGUAAAAAUACUACACAAUUAUAAGUAUAUAAUAGAAAAACAAACAUACUUAACAAUAGUUUAAAUCUAGAUACUAGAUCUAUUAAGGAAUUUGAUAUUGUUUUAGUUAAAUUUUUAAAUUAAAAAACUAUUAUUAUCAAACUUAUUAUAUUAUAGUAAAAUUAAAAUCAGGUACUAUAUACUUAAAAUUAAAUUAUUGAAAUUAUAAUAAUUAUUUACUUUUUGAUAUUUUCAUGUUUUAGUUUAGUAAGUGGUAUAAAUAUUUAAAACGAAACAGUUUAUUUAUAAGCAAAAACAAAGUGAAUGUUUGUGAUAUAAAUACGUUAACCUCACUGUGUUCAUUAUUAUUAUUUAUUAUUAAUUGUACAAUUAAAAUUUUAGUGCCAGAUGACCCAGAAACUGAAGUUGAUGAAGAAAUUGAUAAUUUGUUAACUACAGAUUUUGAAAUUGGCCAUUACAUCCGUGAAAGGAUAAUUCCUAGAGCUGCACUUUACUAUACAGGUUAAACAAGACUUUUUUUCAUGAACCAUCAUGAUAAUUUUUAUAUAUUAUUUGUUUUAUUAGGUGAAGCAUUAUUAGAUGAAAAUGAUUUUGAUGAAGAUGAUGAAGAAGAAGAGUCUGAAAAUGAUGAUGAAGAUGAUGAUGAUGAUGAUGAUGAUGAUGCUGCUAACGAUCCUGAGUACAACCCUCGUCAGGAAAAACUAUUGAGUAAACAAACCGCUAACCCAGCAGAGUGUAAACAGCAGUAAACACUUAUGAAAAAUAUGUUAUAUAUACAUGUUUUAUAAAUUAAAAAAAAAAUAAAUACAAAAAACAUUAUUUCACUCAAAAUAAUUAAGUUAACACAUUUUUAAGACCAGCCUUCAGUGAUUGAUUUUAUAUAUUUCUCUUAUGUUAUACACGAAUAAAAUUAUUUUUAUAUCAAUACUUUUGUUUUCUUGAGUUCAAUGGUAUGUGUACUACCCAGAAUCAAGUAACAGAUAAUUCAUUGUAUCAGCAAAUCAAUAUUAUAUCGUAGAUACAAACAGUUCGUUUUCUCAUAAUCUUUUUAAUUAAUGUGCUUUUGGUUUUACAAAUUGUUAAAUUUAAUAUCAUUUAACUGUCUUGUUUUUCUUUAACAAAUUUAUUUUAAUGUAGUUUCCACUAAAUAUAGGAACAAAUUGAUUCAUAACCCACCAGCUACAUCAAAAUAAAUUGUUAAAUUCAAAUAAAAAUUUGUUCAUUUAACGUGAUUUAUAAUAUUAUUUUGUGCUUUCAUAAUAGUGGUAUAACAAGUAAACAAUGACUGAUUUCUGAUUGCAUGAUUUCAAUAUUCAAAUUUAAAAAAAUUUAAAUUCAAUUUACACCUUUUUUAAAAUAGUAUAUAUUAACACUGUUGAUUAAAAGUAAUAAAUUGAAAAUAGGGAGUUUAAAGAAAUUUAUUUAUUCCCUUUAUCUAACCUAGUAUUUAUAAAUGUGCUCUGAAAUAAAAAAUUAAAUGUUUGCUAUCAUUGACUAUUAAUUUUAUUUUAUCUUACAU
This is a messenger RNA of Cinara cedri, 8081 nucleotides long. Lineage: Eukaryota; Metazoa; Arthropoda; Insecta; Hemiptera; Aphididae. The record is from the annotation of a GenBank genome assembly.